Gregarina niphandrodes is the source of this 1836-nucleotide messenger RNA. RefSeq names its product putative oocyst wall protein. Lineage: Eukaryota; Apicomplexa; Conoidasida; Eugregarinorida; Gregarinidae. The transcript has a single exon. The record is from RefSeq and is a predicted model, not a curated record. The coding region runs from base 1 to 1836 and encodes 611 amino acids.
AUGGAUGGAUCUUGCGUGGGGUACAGCACGGCUGUGCCCGACCACACGUGCCAGGAGGGCAGCCCGCAGUACGGGAAAUGUAUUCAGCAGACAUCGGUUGCGAAGCAGCUGAUUUGCAAGGACGGAUUCAGUUUGGACAUUUCUAAAGGGGGUGUUUGCGUCAGAGACCUGGCCUCGGCGCCACUGAAAACCUGCCCUCCGGGGUCGCAAUGGGUGGAUGAUAAGUGCGUAACGGCGAUAAAGGAGGCGCCAAGUCUGACUUGUCCCAGUGGCUAUGAGUUUAACGGGCAGCGAUGCGACAAGGUGACCCGCUCGCCGAUGGAGACACACUGCGCAGACGGCUUCAUUUUGCACCCGGUGAAAGGCAAGUGUCUAAAGGAGGUCCGAUUGCCUGUUGCCGUGGACUGUCCCGCCGGAACGGAAAUGGUUCUGGGUCGUUGCCAGUUGCGCGAAAUGUUGCCCGUGAACGUGUCUUGUCCGCCGGGCCAGGAGCUGACGGGCGACUUGUGUUUGUUUUACGACCGCGCUGCGCCGCUCUUCCGCUGUCCCCCGACGCUGGUGCUAAACCCUUUGACCAAUUACUGUGAAGGCGAUCUGACGGCCGACCCGAUUCCGGAGUGCACCAAAGGAACAUACUAUAACCCGAUGACCGGACAGUGUGGGUCCGCCUUUAAGGUGAAGCAACCGAACCUGGCGUGUCCGCCGGAUUUCCACUUUGCGGGAAAGCGGCUUUGCGUCAAACACGUGCAGGAGCCGGGCAUCAAAGAGUGUCCCGCCGGCUUUGCGUUGGAAUCGAAAGAUUCGUGUGUUGCUCGACGAACGAACCCUGCACAGAUCAAGUGUCCCGCGGGUAGUGUGCAUCAGGGCAAUUUGUGCGUGACCACACGCCAACUGGACGCGUUGUACACUUGUCCUAGCGAGACAGUGCGACAGGGCGAAUUGUGUGUGGGUAUUGUGUACGGCGCACCUCGGCGUGCCUGUCCGCCUGGGUUCUUCGGCGGACAGGAUAAGGAGCGCAUCUGCGUUAAAAAGGACUCAGUCGCCCCGAGCGCGCGUUGUCCAGUGGGCACGGUGCGUUCGGAGGGACAGCAGAGCAUCGUGUGCAUCGGGACGCUGGAGGUGGACAAGGAGCGUUACUGUGCGCCGGGUCAGCGGCAGAACAGCGAGGAGUGCUUGGAGACGGUGACGGAGCCGGCGACGGAAGCUUGUCCGCCCGGGUACUAUGAGGACCUGCAGUUGGGUCGUUGUUUCACGGCGGAGUUGUUGCCAUCGCACGCUAUUUGUCCGGCCGGUUUCAAGUUGGUUGGCAACAAGUGUCUGAAGCAGCAUGUGCGAGCGGCGGAGAUCGUGUGUCCACCAGGAUACAGUCGUUCGGGACCGUUGGAGUGUGCAAAGAAGACGACCGUGCCGGUUAUCCACCAGUGUGCGUUCGGUUUCGAGUACGACGGGUUGCGUGGCUACUGUACGGCUACGAAGGUGAAGUACGAGUUCGCCCACCAGCCUGAGGAGGAUGAGGAGACGACUACCACGGAGGCGCCGGAGGAGCAGUUGAAAGACAUCGAGGUCACAACGCCGGCACCGUCGCACACGAUUACGGUAGGCGGGACGUUUGUGGCGACGACAGAAGCGACUACGACACCUGAGGCGACGAUCGAGGUGCAGGUGACGAAGCCGAUUGUGCAGAAAGGUUUGGUGGUGCGGAAUGAAGUGAUCACAUUGUCGGGGCCAGCUUCGCAAGUGGCCCGGAACCAGCAGGUGUUAAGUCAAGGAGGGGACGUGCAGGACCUCGGUUCGGAAGUUAAGGUAGAGUAUGCGCCACCAAAUGUGGCUUUUUAG